Molecule: messenger RNA, 1044 nt
Organism: Closterium sp. Naga37s-1
Lineage: Eukaryota; Viridiplantae; Streptophyta; Zygnematophyceae; Desmidiales; Closteriaceae
Source: the annotation of a GenBank genome assembly
AUCGGUCAAAGCCAUCCGACUGGCCUUACGCCAAGCCUUCUGAAGCUGUUCGAGCCGCGGCCUUCCUUGGAGUUCAAGGCUCCACUGGAGAAGCGGAAGAUGCCGGAGCUAACGGGCCUUGCGCAGUUUGUGGACCAGUUCGCGGAGCAGAACGAGACGGAGUACGGCCCGCCUACCACCAAAGGAGAGACCAGAGAAGAGAAGAAGCAGCGGAUUCGCGCGGCGAAGCUGGAGAAGGGCCGCAAGCAGGUCGAGGAGGCACUCGCCGAGUACAACCCGGCUGCCGACCCCAACAUUGAGGGCGACCCUUACAAAACCCUUUUCGUGGCUCGUGUCAGCUACGAAACCACGGAAACUAAGAUACGUAGAGAGUUUGAGGCAUAUGGGCCAAUCCGCAAGGUGCGUGUGGUGACGAGCACAGUGGACAACAAGCCGCGCGGCUACGCUUUCAUCGAGUACCACCACACACGAGACAUGAAGACGGCGUACAAGCAGGGCGACGGGCGCAAGAUCGACAACCGGCGCGUGAUAGUGGACGUGGAGAGGGGGCGCACUGUGCCCAACUGGCGCCCGCGCAGGCUCGGCGGAGGGCUGGGCUCCACACGCAUUGGCGGCGAUGAGGUCAACCAGAGGCACUCCGGGAGGGACCCUCCUGCUGUUGUUGCGCCGCCACCGCCGCCCCGCUUGGAAGAGCGACCGAGAGAACGGCCUGUCGAAAAGGCGGCGGAAAUCGGCCCUCCUGAACGAGCCGAGGCUGUGAAGAAGGAGGAGGCUCCGCUUGAGGAACGGGCGAGAAGCAGGGAGCGCGAUGCGGAAAGGGGCAGGGAGAAGAGCAGGGAGAGGAGCCGCGAGAGGAGCAGGGAGAGGGACCGGAUCGCUAAAGUGGGAGAUGAUGGCAGUGUUGCAGCUUGUGCAGAGAGUGUUGUGCGCGUGCUAGAACCUACGAUGGUGAGAAUGGUCGCAUGCCUGCACUGUUCGCCCUCCAGUGCUUCGCCCAUCAUCAUACCGCUAAGGCAGCGUGGUUCAUCAUUCUCGCUGCUGUGA